Messenger RNA from Pararge aegeria (speckled wood butterfly), 4896 nucleotides. It is a transcript of the gene Gpat4, whose product is annotated as glycerol-3-phosphate acyltransferase 3. The transcript has 11 exons. Lineage: Eukaryota; Metazoa; Arthropoda; Insecta; Lepidoptera; Nymphalidae. Gene Ontology annotation, cellular component: endoplasmic reticulum. The coding region runs from base 46 to 1713 and encodes 555 amino acids. Gene Ontology annotation, molecular function: glycerol-3-phosphate O-acyltransferase activity. Gene Ontology annotation, biological process: triglyceride biosynthetic process. The record is from RefSeq and is a predicted model, not a curated record.
AUUUGAUUGAUAAUUUCGCGAUUUUUCAAUCAAUCAGUCGCAAAUAUGGCGCUAAUGGUGUCGUUUGUGUCCGUGGCCGUUUCGAUAUUAUACACGCCGUUCCUACUUCUAAUCCUGUGUGUGAUAUUUCUCGCUUCCAUCGGCAAGUCAUUGGGAGUUCGGAGACUGUAUGUUAAUAUUUUGCUGAAACUUUUCGAGUAUGGUCGCCAACACAUCGAGGUGGCCAAGCGGCUGCAGAGGAAUGACAGCUCUGAUGAGGAGGAACCUCCCACGCCGGACGACAAACCACCCUCGGCCAUCAUCAAGGAGAAUGGAGUCAACGGCACCAAGAACAGUGUGAUAGAACGGCAGGAGAUCCUCGGACCCUCGCCGGAGCUGAACUACAAGCGCAGCAAGAGCCAGGAGCGCCUGCAGAACGGACACGUGCCCGAGGUUAAAGGAGAGAAAAACCUCGAAUUCCAUCUGCACCACUGCAUGGACCUGGUGAAGGCGGGCAUGGAGUCCAUCAUCGAGGACCAGGUCACGUCCGUGUUCGAGGCCGAGGAGCUGAGGAGCUGGAACCUGCUGACCAGGACCAACAGACAGUACGAAUUCCUGACAUGGCGUCUCACGAUAAUUUGGUUCAUGGGCUUCGUUGUGCGAUACUUCUUCCUACUGCCUCUCAGGAUAUUCAUAUUUAUAAUCGGGGUGGUGACGAUGAUAACCUCGCUGUCGCUGAUCGGAUUUCUGCCGGACAACAAGUUCCGGCGCUACCUGGCGGCCAUCUUUUACAAAAUAUCGAUUCGGACACUCGUUCGUAGCAUGUCGUGCGUUACCAACUUCCACGACACGCAACACGCGCCGAAGUUUAACGGCUUCUGUGUGGCCAACCACACCAGCCCGAUUGACGUGGGAGUUCUGAGUGUCAACACAUGUUUCUCCUUGGUGUGGUGGCUGAUGGUGUGCACGGCGGGCGCGGGCGCGCUGCGCGAGGGCCCGCUGAAGCAGCGCGUCAACAGCGCGCUGUCGCUCGUGUGCUUCAACUUCCUGUCGCGCUGCAUCUCCGCGGUGAUCACUUACCACAACAGCGACUACAAGCCGCGCAGCGGCAUCUGCGUGGCCAACCACACCAGCCCCAUCGACGUGCUCGUGCUCAUGUGCGACAGUUGCUACUCGCUGAUCGGUCAAAGGCACGACGGUUUCCUGGGGCUCCUACAGAGGGCGCUGGCCAGGGCUUCGCCCCACAUUUGGUUCGAGAGAUCCGAGGUCAAGGACAGACACGCGGUCGCUAGAAGGCUCAAGGAGCACAUCUCGGUGGCCGACAACCCGCCCAUUCUGAUCUUCCCGGAGGGCACGUGCAUCAACAACACGUCGGUCAUGCAGUUUAAGAAGGGCAGCUUCGAGGUCGGCGGCACCAUCUACCCCGUCGCCAUCAAGUACGACCCGCGCUUCGGCGACGCCUUCUGGAACAGCUCGCGCUACGGCAUGCUGCACUACCUGCUCAACAUGAUGAGCUCGUGGGCCAUCGUGUGCGACGUGUGGUACCUGCCCGCCAUGGCGCGCGCGAGCGGCGAGUCGGCCGUGGACUUCGCCAAGCGGGUCAAGGCGGCAAUCGCCACGCGCGGCGGCCUCGUCGACCUCAUGUGGGACGGGCAGCUGAAACGCAUGAAGGCGAAGAAAGAGUGGCGGGAGCUGCAACAAGAAGAGUUCAGCAAGAGAUUAAAAGGAGAAUAAACCCAGCAUUCCUUGCUACCACCGGGAACAUUUAGUGUACAUGAGUUUUAGGACAAUUGUUGCGUUAACGUGAUGGAACCCACCAAGCCGCGUGAAACAGCUUGGUGGGUCGGAGCCCCAUAUCGUUCCACCGAGUGGAGGCGCGUGCCCCGCUAUGGGGCAUUAACAUAUGGGGUAUAGGUCGUGUCUCGAAAAACGAGCGCUUAUGGUUUACAUACGAGAAAAUGUAUAUCUUGAAAAUAUAUUGAGGCAGUCGAAAAAAAUAAAAAACGGUCGAGCCUAGUGCUCUUUUUUAUGACGUGACCUAUACUUAUAUUGUAAUAGAAUUGAGUUUCCCUGCGACUUAUUUAUUGUAGUUAUUAAAAUGUAAUCCCAAGUUAGAAAGGCUAUUAGUUAAUAUUAAAUUGUAACCACUACUUUUUUAUCAGUUACACAAACGUGUAAAAAAUUUAAGAAUGUUAGAACUUACGCAACAUCAAUUAUAUUUGUAAUCGAUAUAAAAAUAUAUAUUAUAAUAUAUUUGUAUAAUAAAUAUACACACUGUAAUGGUUCUAAACGAUUUCAGUUGAGCAACUAAAACUUUUCUAUAUAUGAUUAAUAUUACAAUAUUUAACAAUUUUGUAAAAAUGAUAAAUUAAUAAUUGUAAAACUCAUUAAAUUUUUACAGUUGUACAAACUUAUUGCAUUUCAAAGUUAUUGCAUUGUAAGUUGUAAUAAAUUAUUAACAAUAUUCUAAUAAUUAAAGUCUGUAGUGAAGUUGUAAAUUUUACAAAAAGUAGUUUAGAUUAUUAGGUAUUAGAUAAUUGUGUAUUUUUAUAUAUAAAUGACACGAAAACCAAUUUUUAGUAAAUAAAAAAAAUCGUCACAGAAGUUGAAGUCUUGUGGUAACGUUCGGUGGAUUGCCCGGGUGCAGUAAAAAUGCUAUAUUAUCUAAAAGAAAAACAUGACAAUCCGUUACUCCGUUGCUGCGUAACAUUAGGAAAAACCAACUUAUUUUGCAUUUGUUAAAAAAGUGGCGCCAGCCUAGUUCAGCGAGACGGCAUAAUAAGUUGAGUUAUCAAAAAAUGCUUCAUAGCACACAAAACUUAAAAGAAUACAGGCAAUAAAUAACAGAGACUUGCAGGAAUGCAAAGAUGGCCUUAUUGCUACAAACAAUCUCUUAAAGGCAACGUUUGUUGCAGUUCAAUAAUUAUUUUCUUAUUACUUUUUUGAGGUUUCCAGAGCCGGUCUAAGGAAAGCCCCAAAAAAGACUCAACCGUGUGUCUUUUUCAACUUUAGUGACACGUUAAUUAUAAAUAAUAAUUUAUUAAUUUAACCUUACUACCAAAAUAUGCGUUUAUAUUGGCAGCUUAUUUUUCCUUUUAAUUCUUAGCAUUUAUUAGACGAUUUAUCGAUAGUUUUCGAACAAGAUCUAAAGUAAAAUAUGUUUAGUUCUUUUUUAUUCCCAGAUAUCGAUUUGGCGUUGCAAAUGUUACGCUUUUUCUAUUUUCAUAAAUAGUGAUGUGACGCAACCGAUAUUUUCCGAAAAACCGACAUAUUUGUAAUUUAUUUGAUUAAAUAUAAAAUAUUUGAUAAAAUAUAAAUUUUGGAACUAAUUAUGAUUACCGAGGUAAAAACCUAAAUGGCUGCUAAUGAAACCGAAAUUAUUUAUUUGGUUUAGGCCCUAAGUUAAAAAAGUCUAUAGUGUUUAAAAAUUAUAAUAUUAAUUUAGAACCAUCCGUAUUUUUUAUAUUUAUAAUGUGUAUUAUUUUUUAAAUAGAUCGCGCAAUAAAAAAAAUUACCAUUACGUGGAACUAAUCCGUAUAAAAGUUUAAUCAUUAAAAGUGCCUGUGUUACAAAAAUCGGACUUUAACGAAAUGCUGGCCAAAUAAUUUUGGAAAUUUGACAUAUUUUGUACCUAUCACUACCACGGAAUAAAACCGAACUUUAGUUGUUUUUUUUUUUUUUAGGAAAUGUAUGUAAAUAUUGCAUUGGAAUGCAAGUAAAGUGGAUGUGAUAUGUAAAAUGUAAAAAUGAAAUAUUCGACUGAAUCGUGAUGUAUGUUAAUCGGUUGCUGCUUACAAUUAAUGUUUAAGAAUCGAUUCGCUUAUUACUCGAUCUUUAUAAAUCGUAAACUAAAUUGAAAGAACGGUUUGUACACACUAGGCUUUGUCAAAUUUUGGAUAAUAACUUUUACACACGUACUUUACGGAUGAUGGAGUGUUAACCUAUCAGAUUAUCGAUUUUUAUACUUUAUGCCCAGAUACUAGACAAUCAAUUUUUAUUUUUUGUUUGCUUUUAAAUUAAUAAUUUUAUUAAUAUGACUAUAAUUUUAUUAAUAAGUGAGGGCUCCCUAAAGAAGAUUUCCACUGCUACGUAUACGUUCGAUUACUAUCAAAUCGAUUCAGAAUCAAAUCGAACUACAGAUUAUCAAAUUCGAUUAUUAUCAAACCGGUUCAUAAUUUAAUCAAACUACAUAAAAUCGAUUUGAUAGUAUCGUUGUUUGUGAUGCGUGGCGCUUCACUAAUUAGGCGGUAUCCGUCAAUGAAGUGCGAAAUAACUUUAGCACUUUAAAAAAAAAAAUGCGAAACCCUUUAUGGGCGUUGGCUGCCAAAACUAUCAUCCUAAAUUUGACAAAGAGUAAAUGAAACCUUGAGUAGUAGAUUGUGUUUAUUUAAGAUCUCUCAAUUUGGUUUAUAUAUUGAAUCAACAAGUGUUUACUUAAAACAAUUGUAAAAUUGUUGUCUGGUCUAAAAAUUUAUACUUAAAUUUGUAGUCACUGUAUACAUAGCAUAGUUUCUUUGUUUUUUAAACUUGACCUAUUUUUAAGUAGGUCCCUAUUUAUUGAUUUGUUGACAUGUAUAUAAAGGGUUGAAAUUUUUAGCAAUAUAUAACAAUUGCCGGUGAGUUGGAGGCUUUGCUUCACAAACUCUCGAAUUAAGAACCUCUUGUAUUAGGUUGCUUAAGGAUCGUAAUUUUUACAUCUUUUUUUAUACAAUGUUAAUAUAAUUUUAGUAAACAAAAUAAAGCCUUAAUUGCUAUAAAUAACUGUUUAACUUUUUUCAUUUGUAAAAAUCAUUAAAUAUCGUUAACCAAUGUUACAAGUUAUAAUGAAUAACUGUCAUUGGUUACAAACAUUGUUAAUUUAAUUAUAACCAUUCAUAAGUCGUGAUUGCUACAAAUAAACGUUUAAUAAAACCCUCA